This is a messenger RNA of Closterium sp. NIES-67, 2114 nucleotides long. The record is from the annotation of a GenBank genome assembly. Lineage: Eukaryota; Viridiplantae; Streptophyta; Zygnematophyceae; Desmidiales; Closteriaceae.
ACCCUCCACCCCCGCGUACUCUGCUCUUGACCCCUUUGCGCCGAGCGUCCCCGCGAAUUCGUCCGCGGCUGCGACCUCCAGCGGAAGCGGAAUGUCGGCGGGAGCGGUUGCGGGGAUUGCGGUGGGAGUGACGCUGGGGUUCGUGGGGCUGGUGGUGCUGGGGUUUUACUUGUUUUUCCUGCUGAGGCAGAAGAAGGACAAUAAGAGAGGCGACGAGAAGAAGGGCGGCAAAGCAGGCGGUUCGACCAAAGCCAGCAAGGUUCCGUUCUACGCAGCGCCCUUCAAGACGCACGGUAAGCCAACCGGCAGUCCGGCAAGCGCGGAAGUUCAGGACGGCGGAGAAUCCGGAGCGGCGGCAGAUGCGGCAGGAGUAGCGGCAGCGGCAGCAGUAGGAGCAGGAGUAGGAGCAGUGGUUGCUGGCUCUGCUGUAGGAUCCGCCCCCGGUGACAGUGCAGCGUCCGCGCCUGCUGUACCUGACGUGGCCGCUGCUAGCGUGGCAGGCGCAGGGACUGCUGGUGGCGCGGUGAGCGCUCGACCCAACGCAAGUCCGCCGUCUGCUAAAGCCGGGGGAACCCUGACUCCCCCCCCCGGUUCCGCUGGGGGCGCGGGUGGUGCAAGCCCACUGGCGAACGCCGCAGGGGGCGCAGCGGCGGCCGCAGGCACGGGUUCGACCACCGGUUUGGCAGCAGGUUCGGCAACAGCUGCCAGCUCAGCAGGAGGAGCUGCGCCAGCUGCGGGUGCGGUUGCGGGUGCUGCGGCGGGAAUUACCGCAGGAACGGUAGUCGGGGCGGCAGCUGCCAAAGCAUUGGCAGCAAAGACUCCGGCAGCGACGAAAGCAGCUGCUACUCCUGGCGCGGGCGCUGCUGCAGCGGGCGCAGCUGGUGCGGUUGGCGCGGGGGUGGUCGCAGGGGCGGCGGCAGCAAAGGCAGGAAACGACGAGGACGAAAUCGAUCCGUCGGAGCAGUGGUGGUUUCCGCCUGAGGAGCUCGACCAGGCUACUGAGCGCUUCGCGCUUUCGAACAAGCUCGGAUCGGGAACUUUCGGAACGACGUAUAAGGGGGUGCUGGAGGACGGGCAGGAGGUUGCGGUGAAAGUGCUGAAGGUGAAGGGUUCGCUGAGCGACGCGGCGUGGAAAAAGGAUGCGGAGGAGAUUUUCGUUAUUCAGCACGAAAACCUGGUUGCUUAUUUGGGUUACUGUCUCGCGAGCUCGCAGCGAAUGGUGGUGCAGGAAUUUGUCGCGAACGGGUCGCUUGACGCGGCGCUGCAUGGGGAUAACAAGCCAAUCCUGGCGUGGAAUUUCCGCAUGAAGAUCGCCAAGGGCGCCGCGAGGGCCCUCGCAUUUCUCCACGAAGAGUGCACUCCCCACAUUAUUCACAAGGACCUCAAGGCAUCUAACAUCCUGCUUGAUGCCCAGUACGAGGUCAAGCUAAGUGACUACGGAGCAGCUAAGCUUGCAGGAGAUGCUGCCAUCCCCACCAUCUCUGGGUCUGCCGGCACCUAUGGCUAUUUGGCGCCCGAGUAUGCACUCACAGGCAAACUCACAGAGAAGUCGGAUGUGUACUCGUUUGGAGUGAUCCUGCUGGAGCUCAUAACGGGGAAGAAGCCGUGUGACAAGCAGCGGGCACAGAAGGACAGUCUGGUUGAAUGGGCUCGGCCACUUCUCGCCUCCAACACGCUGAAGGAGCUGGCUGACCCGAACCUGGAUGGCUGCUUUGGAGUGAAGGAGAUGGAUCGUGUUAUUGUGGCAGCCUCUCAGUGUGUGAGGCAGUCGGCUGUCCUUCGACCAAGCAUGAGCCAGGUAUUACGCCUUCUGGACCAGCUGUGAGUGCAGUGGUAGUUGGACGGUUAGUCAAGCAUUAGGCAAAUGUUUUUUUAGGCUGUAAUCCAAAGCUAGGUUUGGAAUUGUAGUAGGCAUGCUCCAAAAUAAGCACCAAGUGCAAUUGGCUUGUAGUAAGUGGCUGUUAACGUAUAACUGGACUGUCAUGUAGUUGUGAGCUGUGGGUAACGGGUUCUAUAUUUCCGAGAAACAAAACCAAUAUGUUCGGGUUCAUCGGAUAUUGACGUUAGGUCAGCUGUAAAUAUGUCUCUGCACUUACGAUGCCCGAUCUCUAUCU